UCCUGCUUCCGUUGCUAGGGACGCUUCGGCCCAGGAUACCACCAUGGAUCAGGAAGAGGGCCUGAAGGCCUUGGACAAUAUUGUCACUCGGUUCAACACCUAUGAAGAUUUCCUGGACUCGCAGAUCACUACUGUGGACUUGUACUACCUGGAGGAUGAAACCCUGGCCCGCCAGUUGGUGGAGCUAGGCUACCGAGGGACUGGAGAGAGAGUGAAAAGGGAAGAUUUUGAAGGAAGGAAAGCAGCUAUAGAGAUUUCAAGGCUGGCUGAAAGAGCUCAGCAAAAGACACUAACAAGUGCUGGUAAAGACCUACAAGAUAAUUUUCUGAUGGCCCUGGCAAUGAGAGAAGAAGACAAUCGCAAUGGAAAACUGAGUCUAAAUCAACAGGAUGCUGCUCAUACCUUGAAGAAGCAACUGGCAUCCGUGAUCUUUAUUCGUGACAGAAAUUCUUAUGGGCAAGAGAUAUCAGGAUACAUCGACUAUGCCCAUAGGCUAAAGACGGAAGAUUUCGAAGUCUACUUUAGUGGAAAAAAAAGACUCCUUCCAAGGACUACAGAUAUAAGCUUUUACAACUGGGACGCUGAUGUUGCUGUUUGUAAUUCAAGUCCCAACUAUCAAGUGAUUGCCGAUAAUCCAGAAGGCUUACUUUUCAGAUACAAAAGAGACAGAAAAAUUCUCAAUGUGGACCCAAAGGCGCAGCCAGGUGACAACUCUACUAGAAUCCCAAUCCCGACAGAACUCUACAUACAAGCUGUCAUUUUUGACCACAUUUCCAGAAGGAAGACUUAAGUACCAACAUGUUAAUUUCCUAAUAAUUUGCUAAAUUUAAAUAAAUUCCAUAGACAGAGCAAAUUAGAAUAAUAAAUGAGCCCUGUAGCUGGAAGGCAAAUUAGAACAAUAAAGUUAAUAAAGAAAUUAGAAAGAAAACUGUAA
Molecule: messenger RNA, 934 nt
Organism: Rhinopithecus roxellana (golden snub-nosed monkey)
Lineage: Eukaryota; Metazoa; Chordata; Mammalia; Primates; Cercopithecidae
Gene: CFAP299
Product: cilia and flagella associated protein 299
Exons: 7
Coding region: 44-790 (248 amino acids)
Source: RefSeq, a predicted model, not a curated record